CUCUCCUUCACCCGCUCGCCAUCUUUGUGCUUCUUUUUCUUCUUCUUCUUGAGUUUCUUCAGCAGGAGGUCUUCCUCUGAACCAGCUGUGGGCUUCUCCGUGGACUCUGUGAUGGAGGAAAAGACAUUUUUACAGACUUCUCGCUCCUCAUUUCUCUCACAGACUCACUUUCCACUGAACAGCUCACUGAUCAGUUCCCCCUCCCUCCUCUUCUCCCUCCCACCUUACCUCCUCCUCUCACUGUCACUGCGCUUCUCAAACUGAGGUGGGUCUUUUUUACACUCUCUCCCUCAGCUCCUUUCACUCUUUACUCUCAGGACGCGAUGAGGUUAACAGCACUGUGCGUAUGUGGGACCCUGCUGGCCUUCUCAAGCCUCUCUUGGACCACAGCGGACUCUGACGAAGGAGACCUCCUGGGGGAUAAUGGUUUUGGGCCCUGCGCUGCAACUCUGAGACCUGAGGGGUCGUGCAGACAGGGGCAGGAUGAGAGCAUGUGCCCCUACCUAUUCAGUCUGCCACCGCUGACUGUCCUUUUGCCAAAGCAGCUCGGAGAGCUGGAGACGAUUGUGAAGGAUCUGCAGAAGCUGAAGGACAAUGUGGAUCAACUGAGGAAGAUGUGCACAGAUUGUACAGUAAGCCACAUUGAGAGAGAGUGUGGAAGGCAAAGAGAGCAUGAAAAGCUGAAUGAGAGUACGGAUGAGGAUGAGAGGAACUGGCUGAAUGAGAGAAAUCAUGAGAGACUAAAAGAUUUCAGCCAGGAGUGUGGGACAGACAGGGUUAAAGUGGAAAAGACCAUGGAAGGAGAUAGUGACACAGACUCAGAAAAAAGAACAAUUUUGGAAGAGAAAGGGAGAAAAAAAUGGGAAGCAGAAAGAGAGAGCGAUAAAGGGGUCGUAAAAGAAAAUGAGAAAGAAGAAACCCUAAAAAAAGUGGCAGAAAAAGAUGGAAAAACUCAGACAGAGGGGGCAAAAGGAAAGGGCAAAUUGGGGCAGGUAAAGGUGCCAAUUGCUGGUGGAAAUGAGAGAAUAGUGGAUGUGGUCAGAAAAAAGGUUGUUGAAAAAAAUAACAGGGAGACAGAGGCAGACAGAAAUAAAGAAAAAGAUGGAAAAGGGAAUUCUAAAGGAUAUCGAGAGGAUAAGCUGGAGAAUGGAAAAGAGAGGAAGAUUACAAGUAAUGCAAAAUAUAAGGAGAAAACAGAAGAAAGUGACCAUCCCAUGUGGCGAGAUGAAACAGAGAAAAAAACCCAAACUAAAGAAGACAGGGGCAGUGAUGGAAUAAAGAUGUCUGACGACCAUGAUGAGCAUACAAAUAAGGAGCGAGAGCAGCACGGGGAGGAGAGGAAAAAGGAAAUGGAAAAGGGAAUAAAACAGGAGCGAAAUAAUGAAAAACCAAAACAGACUGAAAGCAUUGGGCGCGCAGAAAAAGAGAAGACUAUAAAAGAGGGGGAAGAGGAGGAGGAGGACAGGGAGACAGGGAAGGAGAUCAAAACAGAAGGAGAAAAAAUGGUCCAGAGCGUACAGAGAGACAGUGAUGGAGAAUUAGCAUCCAGCAAGGCGACUGAGAGGACAUACUUUGUUUCAAUCAGUCCGACUCCUCACUCUAUCAUUAGUUUAGCUCUGAGGCAUGACUCCAUGGACUCAAACGAAGCUAAAACCUUUACGUCAUCUCUUCCAUCUCCUCCUUUGUCCAGCUCUACUUUACAUUUGAUCACACAUGUCAAUCAAGGGAUGACAAUAACUGCUGACAGACUACCAACCCAAAGCACAGGCCUCGGAGCAGCUGGCAUUGCUAAGCACCCAAGCCCUGGUGUAGGGGCAGGCUUUAGGACCACAAGUAGGCCAACAACAACAGCCACAAUAAGCACACUGGGUGGCCCUGGACAGCAGAUAACCAGUGCCACCAUUAGGUUCACCUCUACAACCAGUGCAAGACCUGGGGCAGGCUUCCAGGGUCGAGUUGGCUCAACUACGGCAACUACAACCACCACAACUCCUCAUCAGAAUUUAUACACAAGUACAUUCCCAGGAGUCGCAGACCGCAGCCGUUGGACAGCUAAAAAGAACAUCAGCUCAAACACUAAGACUGGCGUGAAGCCUCUAUCAGGUCGAGGACCAAAGCCCGGUGAAAAGCAUAAACCUGCAAUUAAGCCUGAAGCAGACCAAAAGCUUAAAAAUCCUAAGAAUGCCCGUAAACCUGACCAAGCUCCUUUGCCUGACAAAAAAACAAAACAUGUCCAAAAGCAGAAGCCUCAAAAGUCAAAACCUGAGAAGCCUGUUCACCCUCUCAAAAAAGACAAGCCUGACCAAAAACAAAAACCUCACAAAACGCUAAAAGAAGAAACAAAACCUGGGCAAAAGUCUACAUCAAACCAAUAUCUCACACCUGUUCAAGAGCCUGAACCUGAAGGAAGUGAAACAACUAGUCUCAGGGCAAAACCUAACCAAAAGUCUGCAGAAUUAAUAGAAAAUUCUGAUGAAAAUCCUUCCCCCGAGCCUAAAUCUGCCCAAGACUCAGCACCUGGACAAAAGCUUACAUCUGAUCCUGCCCUGAUCAAACCCCCUGAUCAAAGGCCUAAACCCAGCCAGAACCUCCCUCAAAUAAACCAAAAGCCUAAACCUGGCCAAGCACCUAAACUUAACCAAAAACAUCCAGAGCUCAUGACAGGCCAAAAGACUAAACCAAAUGUCAAGCCUAGACCUGACCUAACACCACAAAACAAUCAAGGGCUUAGAACACCUCGGCCUGACCAAAUCCUUCAUCUUAACCACGAAUCUGUGCCUGACGAAAGCCCUGAAGCAGAAUCCAACAAAACCUCCAAACCGAGGCCUCCUCCACCAACCAGACCUACAUUCAAGCCAGGAGCAACACCUGCUCAAAGGCCAAAACCAGCAGCGCAACUAAAGCCAAGUCCAAAGACCAAAACAGAUUUAGAUCCUCCUCAAAUCAGCGCGACUACUUCAGACGACAUCCAAAACUCUCAAACUGACAUGCCACCUGCAUCUGGCCCUGUAAAACAAAUUGCUGAAGUUACUCAUUCCGCAGGGGACACAGAGUUCAGUCCCAGCACGAUGAAAACUAUCACUCUGGGUCCAAAGACCUCCAACAGCCUGGAGACUAUACCCUUCCCUCGCCUUCACACUCUUUCCGAAGGCUUCACGAUGAGCCCAGACAGCAGGAUUACAUCUGAUCUGAGGCCACAGACAGCCGGUCAACCCCCACUGAUCCCAAUGACAACAAGACCAAACAAAAUCAUCCGUGGGAUCCACCCAAGCGUUAUCCCUAGCACCAGUCCAGGAUCCACAAAGCCAGAUCAAACUUCUAAUACUGACUCCACCUUAGAUGCUAAGAUACGUCACAAUGUGGAGGAAGCAGCACCCAGACAAACUCCAGAUCCAGACAAAAUGAUGAUUCCAGCCCCUUCCCCCAGUGCUACCUCCACACCCAGCCCUGACCUCAGGUCAACAACCCCUGCCACCUCUGGCCCCGAGCCCCCAGCUGCUGAGUCUUCCACUCCCAGUGCACGUGAGCUGCGUGUGAAAAUCAACCAGGUGGCUGCUUUCCUCAAUAAUAAUGGAAGACCACCGGUCAGGCAUCCAAAAGAGCACCCAGAGGACAACCAGGGUGGCAGCAGGCCUGGCAGGACAGACAGCAAACUGCCAAUGCUGAUACCAUCUAAAGUUACCAUGGCGAGAAGAGACUGCUCCGACCACCUGCUCAGGGGUCAGACAAAAAGCGGAGUGUACCUCGUGACCCCUGACAUCCGCACCAGCAGAUUCCCGGUCUUCUGCGACAUGGAGCUGGAUGGAGGAGGCUGGACCGUCCUGCAGCGCCGACAGGAUGGCAGCGUGACCUUCAACCGCACCUGGGCUGAGUACCGAUCAGGCUUCGGGGAGCUGGACGGAGGGGAGUUUUGGCUGGGCAACAAUAUGAUCCACCUGCUGACCCGGGACAGGGACAUGGUGCUGCGGGUGGAGCUGGAGGACUUUGACGGGGUGAUGGAGUAUGCAGAGUACGAGCAGUUCAGAGUGGCAAGUGAACGGAUGCUCUACAGACUGACAGUAGGCAGGUACUCGGGUACUGCAGGUGAUGCUCUCCGCUUCGGCAAAACUUAUGAUCACAACAACAGGGCGUUCACCACCCCGGACAGGGACCACGACCGCUAUCCAUCCGGGAACUGCGGGGCCUACUACAGCUCCGGCUGGUGGUUUGAUGCCUGCAUGGCUGCAAACCUCAACGGGAGAUACCAUGUGGGGAGGUAUAAAGGGGUCCGGGAUGGGAUUUUCUGGGGAACAUGGCAUAACAUCUCUACAGAGUAUUACCCCACCAAUGAUAGACAGUCUUUUAAAACUGUCAGGAUGAUGAUCAGACCAAAGGGCUUUGCACCCUGAGCUGUGACUUUCUCCAGGGCAUGUUGGAAAAGAAACAUAGAGGGUCUAACUACUAACUUCAACCAUAAACUCCUAAGGUACUCUUUACAAUUGAAUAAAACCUAGUAUACGCUCCACACACUUAUUGUACACUAUUAACACAGCGCUGCCGCCUUGUGGUGUUUGGUUCUGCAAUACUGAUGUGUUAACAGGAUAAUAUAACGACUGAGGAUGUACAUAGUUACAAAGGUUAUAGUCCUAAUUACAUCGUAUCUUUUUUUAUAACCUUUUAAUAUUAAUAUGUCAUGUCAAGAGUGUAAUUUGUUUAAUGACGAGAAAGGGAAAUCCUCUUGUGAAGAGUUAUUUGUCAGUGAAUCUGACGGGUAUGUAGCAACAGAGACUGAUAUUUUUUAUAUUAUAGGACUGGAAAGCCAGUUGAUGGUUGAUUGAAGCUGUUUGGGAUGUUUUAUAAUUAAGAUUGUUUUGUUAAGAUAAAUAAAAUUGAUGAAUAUAAGA
Messenger RNA from Siniperca chuatsi (mandarin fish), 4883 nucleotides. Its product is annotated as muscle M-line assembly protein unc-89-like. The record is from RefSeq and is a predicted model, not a curated record. The transcript has 3 exons. NCBI's taxonomy places the organism in Eukaryota, Metazoa, Chordata, Actinopteri, Centrarchiformes, Sinipercidae. Bases 324 to 4388 code for a protein of 1354 amino acids.